UUACUGUUUCCUUGACUUUCAUUCAGGUCACACGAAUUACAAUUAUAGUGAAACAAGGUUUUUAUGGGCGUCGACUAUUUAAAUUUGGCGCUUGCCUUUGGCAGUUGAGGACUCCAGUGUCAAUAAGGGUGGUUUUGCAAAAUCAGCCUCUAUGUCGCUUCUCUAUGUUCUCUGAUAUUUGUAAGGCCAAACCAAAACAAUGUUCUACGCACUCCCACCACCUGUACCCUUUCGUGUUGAAAGUUACUUCUCUGGCACAGACUGUUCUCUGGUUACUCGGUUACUCUAUCAACUGUGUCGUGGAUGUGUCAUGCUGAUCAUUUUAAGGUUAUGUGUUUUUAGUUUAUCUUAAAACUAGUUAAAGAUGGAACAGACAUUUACUGAAGAAGAACUUACUUUACCUACUUGCAAGUAUGAAUACUUGGACCACACCGCAGACGUUCAGCUACACGCAUGGGGUGAUAGUUUACAAGAAGCAUUUGAACAAUGUGGACUUGCCAUGUUUGGAUACAUGACUGAGCUUCCAACCGUAGAAAUACAACAACGUUCAGAAAUCAAGGCAACUGGGCAUGAUAUGGAGAGUUUACUCUUUCACUUUUUAGAUGAACUGUUAUUUCUAUUUAGUUGUGAACCCUUCUUAAUAUGCAACAAACUGGUAAUUACAGAAUUUAUUACUGACGGUGAAGAACUAUCAAUUACAUGUUCAUGUUAUGGGGAAGAGUUCACGUUAGGAAAACAUCCACAAGGAACGGAAGUUAAAGCUAUCACAUACUCUGCCAUGCAAAUAGUAAAUGAACCUAAAAAUAAGCAGUUUGAAGUAUAUGUUAUAAUAGAUAUUUAAAUUAAAAUAUUUUUAUAAUUAUGUAACAAAAAACAAGUAUACACAAGUUUUUAUUGUUAAUUCUAAAUAACUGUAAAUAAAUAAUUAUUUAUUUA
Molecule: messenger RNA, 936 nt
Organism: Zophobas morio
Lineage: Eukaryota; Metazoa; Arthropoda; Insecta; Coleoptera; Tenebrionidae
Gene: Archease
Product: archease
Exons: 3
Coding region: 365-841 (158 amino acids)
Biological process (GO): tRNA splicing, via endonucleolytic cleavage and ligation
Cellular component (GO): tRNA-splicing ligase complex
Source: RefSeq, a predicted model, not a curated record